This is a messenger RNA of Gryllus bimaculatus (two-spotted cricket), 708 nucleotides long. Lineage: Eukaryota; Metazoa; Arthropoda; Insecta; Orthoptera; Gryllidae. The record is from the annotation of a GenBank genome assembly.
GUCAUCACCGAGGCGCCAAUAGAACUAAAACAUUUGCCAUGUUGGCAAGAGUUAAUGGAUCACAUGGACCAUAUGACAGUCGCGGAGUGGUGUGCGCCGAACUCUAGUGACGUGUGCGUGUGGUGGCGAGGGGAGCGAGGGUGGUUAGUUCUUCAAUGUUUUAGUUUCAAUAACGUAGAUCCUGUGACCUCUUUAGCGCCUCCAGAACCUCAGAUCAAUACUGAAGCUGCUGUGGUAACGAUGUGCGAAAUGGAAGUACUCGCAGCUGAUCUCAUGAGCGACGACGUGUUCGAGUCGCCGGGGGACGCGCCGGGCAGUGCGGGGCCCGCGCCGGCGCCCGGCCUGGGCGUCUCCCAGGAGCAGAUGCACAAGACGCCCUCGCCCACGGGCUACCCCGACUACCAGCCGCCCGCGCAGCUGCUGGCCGGCCUCCCGCCCAGCGCCGACGCCGACGCGCCCGUGCACAAGACGAUCCUGCUGGGCGACUCGGGCGUGGGCAAGACGUCGCUCCUGGUGCAGUUCGACACCGGGCGCUUCCAGUCAGGCAACUUCUCCGCCACCGUCGGCAUCGGAUUCACGGAAUCGACAAGGAGGAGGAGUGCCAUCAAGGCAACUCUGAGGAAGAUUGACAACGCCUUGAAAGAGGACAGAGGGAAAUAUCGUAUUGCAGCAAGAAAGAGAUUAGAGAAGAAGAGAGACGACCGCUGA